CUAGAGCCUAUAAACGAUGGCGGUGCUCACAAUUCCAGAAGUCUCAACCAACGGCAGUCGUUGUUCCGCCAGUCCGUCGGGCGUGAAAGCAUUCCAGUCUAGCUGAUUUGUUCGUCCCAGUCGGUAGUUUCUCUCAGAAGAUGACGCUGCUCUCCAGUUCAGGGAAGGCGGUGCCGGCAUUAGGGGUCGUCCUAGUCCUGGCUUCCUCAGUAAUGGCAGCAAUUCCUGGUCCUAAUGAUCUUCGGUAUCCUGAUUACAUAGUGAAGCCGCCUGUUAAGUGCACCCAAGAAGGAUCGUUCCCUCAUCCAAGAAACUGCAGCUGGUACUACAGGUGCGUCGACCGUAUGAGCGUUGGGUAUUUCUGGACGUACCACUUCGAGUGUGAACCAGGCACCGUUUUUUCAGACGAGCUGGACCAGUGCGUCCAUCCUUUCGACGCACCUUAUUCUUGCAAAUCAACACCAGUAACGACAGCACCUCCCAUGCCUUGUACAGGUGUCCCUGGCACUUGCAAAACCUACGACAUUUGCGUACCGACCAAGACAAAGAAGACGAUGUGCACUGAAAUUCACUGCCCGCUAAGAACCCCGAACCUCAGCUGCGGCGAUGGCUACGCUUUCGACAUGGAUCGCCAGGAAUGCGCAAAAAUUCCUACAGAUGCUGAGCUUUGUCGUGUGUUGACGUGCGAGGGCGUCCCAGAAACCUGCCAAACUUUGGAGGUGUGCCGCCCGAAGAAGGAGGAGAGGCUCAUGUGCAAGGAAAUCAGGUGUCCUCUACGAGAUCCCAACCUGUCCUGUGGUGAAGAUUACCUCUUCGACAUGAAGACCCAAAAAUGCGCUAAACCACCCAAUAGCCUGGAUCUCUGCGGCGCUGAGAACCUUUCUUUAGUAGACGUGGGCCUUUUACCUUGUUCUUUCAACGGCCAAAUCCCAAAAGCUGACUUUGUAAAAAGGAGAUUCUGCAAGGACAUACCUCUUUGUGACGGCAGUAUCUAUAAGGGGAAGACAGAGGUUUGCGAAGGCUAUUACGAGUGCGAAAAGACUGCCCAGGGCUGGAAGGCUCACCAAAGAUCGUGUCCAGCUCCGCUACUCUUUAGCUUUGCUCAGGGCAAAUGCGUCGUGCCUCCUACAGAGAAAGAACGGUGCUGAAAACCCUCCCGAGAAGGCGAUCUCCCAGAUGAGAAAAUCGGAUCUCUUCGGAAAACCUGAUUCCGACCAAAACUGAGAGGAGACACAGAUGAAAAUUCCCUCGAAAUGUGAAGGUUUUCCUGGAGAUCAGAGUAUCAUUGGCUUUAUUGUUGUGUUGUUAUUGUUGUUUUUAUUGUUAUUGUUGUUAAAACCACUUUGUAAAAGAUUUAAGCAUUUGAUUUCAUCAUCUGGAAAUAUAAUUUCAAUUGAUUAUGUACAGAAAUCCAAUCAUAUUUUCCAAUAUAUCAUUUUGGAAAAAUACCUCCGAAAUGAUUAGUCUUAUGUAGAAGUAACCAUUAGCUCUCUUGGCUAGAUAAAAAUGGCUGAUUCGUAGGACGUUGUAAAUGAUUCAUUUCAUAAAUAGGAUAUAGGGACAUCCUAUACAAUACCAGGUCAAACUUGGGCAUUCUGAUUAUCAACAUAAUUAAGAUACUGGACAUACACAAUACCAAAUCAAAUUUGGGCAUUAUAUAAUUUUAAGGAUAGCUUGUAUUCUUAAGUGACAUGUGGCAAACAUUGAACAUUUCUGCUCGUUUAUUUCUCUUUAUCAGCAUUUUUAUCUUUUUGGUCUAAAUGUACGAAUCAAUCUCCGCGCAAACUCGUUAUCGUCUGCUUAGUUGCUUUCAUUUGUACAGAGUGAAAAACGUGACAAAACUUUCGAUUCUCGUAAGUUCUUAUUUCCUCCAGCCAGGAUGUUUUGUUCUUUCUCUCUAAGCGGGAUUGUGUGACGACUAAUGACAGAGCUUUUACGAAAUAAAGUGAACAAUUAAUUAGACUUUAAUGGGGAUGCAAAACUAAGUCUACAGCCAUGAUUUUGCUAUGACUUCAUUUAUCGUUACUGUUGCUGAUAUGUAUUCAAAAAAAAGACAACAGAUUUUUGCUGUUUGUCAACGAAAACAGUUAAUAAGGCAGAGCAUUUGAGUAACUGUGCCAGUCUUGAUCCUCUGUUCUUGACAGAAAACGUGAAUGAAGAAGCGUGUGUGGGUAUGUGUGCUAAUCACAAGGCUUGUUAAUUCGUAAAGGUUGAACUUUGGUGGUUGAAGAGCAGUUGCUUGGCUCAGAUGCGCAAUUUCUGAUUGUGCUUCUUGUUUCUCUUGUAAAGAGUCCUGGCUUCUUUUCAUAGGCCAUUCCCUGACAAGAUGUAUAAAACCAAAUACGUUGUAGAUUAGAAAGACUUCGGUGGAUUCUUUCUGUCCUUUCAAGCAGGACUUUUGUUUUCAUGUGAAAAGCAUUACACGCUUAAUACCCGACCAGCGUGAUUCCCGUUACCUGAAGAGCAUUUCCUCCAAUUUUGUCAAUAUGAAAGUGGUUAUCAUUUCGAUUCUGAUGAAAAGUCAUCUGUGUGAUAAUGAAAAUGUUACUAUAGUGUUUUAAAUUAUAAUGACCUAUGUAGAUUUAUUUAUGUACGUAUAUCAAAAUAAUAUAUAGGGGUAUACCAAUGAGUUAAUCUUAAUUCGUCCAUCAUAGAUAUUUCAGAUACUUGUCAGAAUCAAGUCUGACCUUUUCCACUAAGAUAGAUCCACGAUAAAGACAAUGCGUUAUAGGAUACUAUUUGGUCAUGAUUAAUAAAUGCUUAUUUGCUCAAAA
This is a messenger RNA of Macrobrachium nipponense, 2774 nucleotides long. RefSeq lists its product as uncharacterized. Bases 141 to 1148 code for a protein of 335 amino acids. Gene Ontology annotation, molecular function: chitin binding. NCBI's taxonomy places the organism in Eukaryota, Metazoa, Arthropoda, Malacostraca, Decapoda, Palaemonidae. The transcript is spliced from 8 exons. The record is from RefSeq and is a predicted model, not a curated record. Gene Ontology annotation, cellular component: extracellular region.